CCCCGUUGGCCAACCUACACUCACGAAACACUACAUGCGCAACAAAAUAGGGGUGUAUAAUGUGACAAUUGUUUCGCAACCUAUACCGAAUAUUGUGCCCAGAAAAAACGACGAUGGAAGGCUGGAUUGGAAAUACAGAGGUCAGAUUGAGCGUGUGCUUAAUUCAGUGGACAUCGACUGUCUGUUAAGGUACAGCGCCGACAUCGUCAUCCAUAAAGGCUAUUAUUGGGAAUCAUCUGAAUCUGGCAUUUUCAACAACUAUUUUGACAAGCUAAUGGCUGAGAAAAAGCGGCAAGAUGUAUACAAAUCUACAAAUGACAAAAAUUACAACGCAGCAUUGCGAGAGCUGUGCAAACUGCAGAUGAACGCGCUAUCAGGCAAGCUUGCGCAACGCCGGUAUGAAAACAUAAGCAUGUUUAUACAAAACAACAAACAACGAUAUGCAUUUGAAAAUAAAGUAGAUAAAGAUACAAUUAAAUACUACGUUGGAAAAAAUUACAUCAUCGCUGAGGGACACCGAAUGAGGACAAGUGUUCAGAAUCCUGUCAUCUGGGGAUCGCUGAUCUACGCCUACGCGCGCACGUAUAUGUACGAUACUGUGCUAAGCAAAGUCAAAGUCUACGGCAUGGACACCGACUCAGCAUUCAUCUGUCAUGAAGACAUCGUCAAGCUUGGAGACAUCUAUGGCGAUGAAUUUGGAGAAUUCAAAAUAGAAACGCAGCAUCACAAAGCUAUCCUUGUUGCUCCGAAAUGCUAUGUGUUUUUCAAUGGUGAUAAAAUCGUCAAGCAACGUUUCAAAGGUGUUAACACAUCCAGAGACAAACUCAUUGACGAAGAAAUGAAAGGCAUCAAUGAAAUCCAUAACUAUUACUUUGACGAACACAAUCACAUCGGCAUAGACACGUACCGAACUAUGCUCAGCAAAAAUAUCAACAUUCUUACAUCGUCGCUGAACAAACGCAUCCAUGCAUCCAACAAGCUGCCGUUGUCGCUCAUGCAACGCUUCAGCAUCAAACACACGCGUGAUUUAUUUUAAAACAUUUUAUAAAA
Messenger RNA from Umbelopsis ramanniana AG, 1050 nucleotides. RefSeq lists its product as uncharacterized. Gene Ontology annotation, molecular function: DNA binding; nucleotide binding; DNA-directed DNA polymerase activity. The transcript has a single exon. The coding region runs from base 35 to 1036 and encodes 333 amino acids. The record is from RefSeq and is a predicted model, not a curated record. NCBI's taxonomy places the organism in Eukaryota, Fungi, Mucoromycota, Umbelopsidomycetes, Umbelopsidales, Umbelopsidaceae. Gene Ontology annotation, biological process: DNA replication.